Molecule: messenger RNA, 3248 nt
Organism: Cyprinus carpio (common carp)
Lineage: Eukaryota; Metazoa; Chordata; Actinopteri; Cypriniformes; Cyprinidae
Product: ras-like protein family member 10B
Molecular function (GO): GTP binding; GTPase activity
Source: RefSeq, a predicted model, not a curated record
AGUGGAUUUGUAAGAAGCGGUUUUUGAAGCUCUCGAGGAUGGAUUGGAGCGGGUUUCUCUGGCUAGUAAGCGAGGAGUUGCAAUUGAAAAACCCGGAAUGGAAUUAAAUCGUAUGUGAUGGGAAUGGGAAUAGUGAUAAUGGAAUGGGAAAUCUCUUCAGCUCCGCGCCACUCAAGUAAGAGAUUCCAGUCCUUUCCAGGCUUUCAGUUUUGUUUUGUUUUUGUUGUUGUUGUUUUUUCUUUGGCGGAUAAGAAAUAUACGAAUUAACUUGACUAUGGUAACUUUAAUUUCUUCUUUGAAACUUUAUUUACUCUGUAUCUUGUGCUUUAAUUUUAUGCAUCAUAAACAGUACAUAAAUUCGUUUGUUUAUUAAGCAGUAAUCAUCAUUGCUGUUUGAGCUAGACAGUCGACAGCUACCUUAUAUUUUCACCUUGUAUCCCUCCAAUAAUUUAAGUAAUUUCUGAGUGACCUUUUUGAACUGUUCAUGGCCAGUAAACAGCGCGAGCCUAAUAAAACGGUCUUGAAUCCGCGCGCGGAGAGCUGAACCACAAGAGUGCGCGCGGAGGAGCAGCUCUUAGAACCGCACAGCAAGGACUGGAGACCGCUUCACGUGUAGCACCGAGAGGUCUGUGCGGAUACAGUCCACCUACAAUCUCACGGAGUAACGAUGGACCUCUGCGCAGACUGCAUUUGCCCUUCGGUGAGGAGCGCGCAGCACGCACUGCCGAGAUGAUGAGGGGAGCUAUGAGAGGUUACGAGGAGAAAGGGUCAGUGGUAACCUCGAGAUCGAAGAGCACACGUUAUGCUGAGAGCUGCCAAAUGGAUGCUGUUGAAAAAUGACGGGUUUUGAGCUCCAGAUCUGUGUGUGUAGGAAUACUGUGGAGCGGCGAGGACUGUUCCCCAAUGGAAUGCAGAAAAGACAGCGCAAUUGCCGCAGUGAAUGAAGUUGGUUGGUUUGUUGAUCCAUUCAUUAACGCAUGAUACUAACAGUAUACUUAACCAAAAGAGAUAACGACAUGCAUCAAAAGACAAGAUCUGUAAACAAACUCUUAUUUAUCUGAACAUCCGCGAAGUGCGUUCUCGUCGUCGGUGGGUGAUUUAAGCACAAAACGGCGCACGCUCAUAAUUCACGGUAUUGUUUUGAUUUGUUGAGCAGUUUUCCGAGUGUCUUCUUGAUCGCUAGUGUUCGUCAGCAGUCCUGAGCGGCGCGGGAUGGUGGAGACGCUGAGCAUCGCCGUCAUCGGAGCGCCUGGAGUCGGGAAAACUUCCAUCAUCCGUCAGUUUAUUUACAAUGACUUCUCCGAGACUUACACCCCCACCCAAACGCGAUACGUGUACAGACCCUCGGUCAUUCUUAACGGUGUUAUGUAUGACCUGAAGAUUUUGGAUGUCCCGCCAAUUUCCUCCUUUCCUUCAAGCCCAAGUCAGGAGUGGCUGGAUGCGCGGUGUAGAGGGGUCCGCAGCGCAAACGCCUACAUUCUGGUCUAUGACAUCUGCUGUGUGGAGAGCUUUGAGUAUGUCAAGAUGAUCCGACAGCAAAUUGUGGAUAACAGAGUGGGCAGCAGUAGUGAGGUGCCCAUCCUGGUGGUGGGCAGUAAGCGGGACCUUCAGCGGCAUCGGUUCACCCAGCGGAGGGCCGUGUCUGUCCUGGUGAAGAAAACCUGGAAGUGUGGCUAUGUUGAGUGCUCUGCUAAGUACAACUGGCAUGUGCUUUUGCUCUUCAAAGAGCUCCUGGGAAUAGCCGUGGCACGAGGACUGCGUCCGAACCACACCUCUAUCCGACUCCAAGGGGCAUUACAGAGGAACCGCUGUAAUGUCAUGUGAGAGAUAUGUAGCCUUUUUUGAAUUUAUGCUUAUUUAGGACCAGUUUGUCUUAUCAGUGUCUUAAUUAUCUGAUUUUAACUGGUCCUAAGUCAAUAUUGAACGCCAGCUUUGCUGUACCACAAGGAUGGAGCUUUGGGGACAAACUGUUAAUCAAAAUGGCUGGAAUAUUACCACCUAGGGGCCUCUGUAACUGAUGCAUUCAUCUGAUGGAUUACCUUUGAUACUACUGAUUUCACUUUUCUCCAGUGUACUCUAACAAACAGGAAAAAUGGAAGCAGAUAAGGAUUUUUUUUCUCAUUUUACCAAAGUCUGUCAGGGUCGGAGUAAGAUAUUUUAUCUGACUCAAACAGAGUAUAAUGUGUUUCCCCUUCUUGCUCAGAUUUAAAUUCAGAUGCUGUGGGUGCAAGUGUGAACGUUUUUAACUGUUGCUUGGAAACAGCUAUUAUACUUAUCAUUUAGAAAUAAUGAUGAGUGAAAGUUUAUUAACCCGUUGGAAUUAUCUGUAGUGCUCAUCAAAUUUGAACUUAAAUAUGAGAUGAUCUUUCCAUGUUAUAGUAUAAAUUCAAAACAAAACUACAAUGGAGGCACAGUUUAUCUGCGCUUUCACAGAAGCACUGACUUUAAAAUAAUUCCUGUCCUGUUACUCAUUGGCCAGUUUCCUUUUUGCAAAACUGCUUCAGGACAUUAAUAUUGAAGGAGCUGCAGGCUUCAAAUCCUGCCACAACAUUUCACUUCAUAAACCUUAUUAACCAUAUGCUGCAGCUCACAGACCGAAACCUCACCAUUCUCCAAUUCCAUUUGUAGUAAUUCAUUGGGCCACUUUACACAGACCCUGCAAAAGUGUAAAUAAUAUUCCUACAAUGUGGUUGGAACAGCUUUUUGAAUAGCAAAAUGGUUUUGUCCAUAAUGGCUAAAGGGGGUUGCACACUAGAAAAGAAGCGCUACACCGUGUCUUUAAAAUUUGAACAUAUGGUUUUCUAUGAGUGUACACACACCAGCAGCAUUAACUAGCUACGACUGAGGCUGUGUAUGCUGGAAGACUUUUGUGCAUUUUUUAGCAAAUGUUUGUCUUUCUGUGAGUUUGAUAAAGUCUGUAUGAUUUAUAUAGAGAGAUAUCAUGCCCUUUCUCUUUCCAUUUGCUUUAUUUUUUUCAAGAACCAAACUUUAAACUCAAGGGUGCCACUUUGUUGACCACCAUUCUUGAAGUGAAUUUUUGCCUGUUUGGUGAUUAGGUUGAGUGUUUACCAGUGAGUUGUCCUAGACACAAUGUGGCACUGCACUCCUGUUCUGCUGUGCGACUGCCUUUAAGGGGUCAUAUGAUGCGAUUUCAAGUUUUCCUUUCUCUUUGGAGUGUUACAAGCUCUUGGUGCAUAAAGAAGAUCUGUAAAGUUGCAAAGAAUAAGGUCUCAAAUCCAAGAUAUUCU